GGCUGUGCCGGGGGACACAGCUGAGCCUUUGCCGUUCCACAGGUUGCACGAGUUGCUGAGAUCUCUACACACGCAAGCAAAACGUCGUCCGAAAUGGCAACCGAGGGUGAUAAACAUCUAGGAGGAAAAUUGACUGGAAGUAUGGAUCCCAUCUUGGAGAUUCUCACCUCCUCCAUUGCCAUUGACCAGAGACUGGCUGAUGUUGACAUUCAGUCGAGUGUGGCUUACGCCAAAGCCUUGGAGAAGGCCAGCAUCCUCACUAAACCUGAGCUGGAGAAGAUCCUGAGUGGCCUGGAAAAGGUAUCUAUGUCCUUGGCCCACUCUCCUGUCUCCUCUGGCCUACAUGAGCUGAUUGGAGAUGUUGCUGGAAAGCUGAGCAUUGGAAGAAGCACAAAUGAACAGGUUGUCACUGACUUGAAGCUGUUCAUGAAGAAAUCCAUCUCUGUGGUGUCCACUCACCUGCUGCAGCUCAUUAAGACCCUGGUGGAACGUGCUGCCAUAGAAAUCGAUGUUAUCCUCCCUGGCUACACCCACCUGCAAAAAGCUCAGCCCUUCAGAUGGAGCCAGUUCUUGCUCAGCCACGCUGUUGCGCUGACCCGGGUCUCUGAGCGCCUGGGAGAGAUCAAGAAGAGGGUCAAUAUCCUGCCUUUGGGAAGCGGUGCCCUGGCUGGAAACCCACUGGACAUCGACAGAGAGCUGCUGCGCAGCGAGCUGGACUGUGCUUCCAUCACCCUGAACAGCAUGGAUGCCAUCAGUGACAGGGACUCUGUGGUUGAAUUACUCUCUGUUGCCACUCUGCUGAUGCUCCACCUUAGCAAGCUGGCUGAAGAUCUCAUCAUCUACAGUACCAGCGAGUUCGGCCUUGUGACCAUCUCCGAUGCCCUCACCACUGGCAGCAUCCUGAUGCCUCAGAAGAAGAACCCUAUAAGCCUGGAACUGAUCCGCAGCAAGACUGGACGUGUGCUUGGCCGGCUUGUCUCUAUUAUCAUGGUUCUCAAAGGACUUCCGAGCACCUUCAGCAAGGAUCUGCAGGAGGACAAGGAGGCUGUCAUUGAUGUGGUGGACACCCUGACUGCUGUGCUCCAGCUUGCCACUGCAGUCAUUUCUACCCUCCAGAUCAACAAGGAGAAUAUGGAGAAAGCUUUGACCCCUGAAAUUCUGUCCAGUGACCUGGCUCUCUACUUGGUUCGUAAAGGAAUGCCAUUCAGACAAGCCCACACUGCUGUUGGAAAAGCCGUCCACCUUGCUGAGACUAAGGGCAUCACCAUCAACAAUCUCACUCUGGAAGACCUGAAGAGCAUCAGCCCUCUGUUUGCCAGCGACGUGUCCCAGGUCUUCAGCAUCGUCAACAGCGUGGAGCAGAACACGGCUGCAGGAGGCACCGCCAAGAGCAGCGUGACCACCCAGAUCGAGCAGCUGAGGGAGCUGCUCAAGAAGCUGAAGGAACAAGCUUAGAGUGUGGGGAGAUAUCCCGUGUAUGCAGCUUUGUGCUUAUCCCACUGGUCUGCAGUUUAAAUAAACACCGUGGUGUAUUGUAGUUCACU
Molecule: messenger RNA, 1544 nt
Organism: Tinamus guttatus (white-throated tinamou)
Lineage: Eukaryota; Metazoa; Chordata; Aves; Tinamiformes; Tinamidae
Source: RefSeq, a predicted model, not a curated record